Manduca sexta (tobacco hornworm) is the source of this 2283-nucleotide messenger RNA. RefSeq names its product para-nitrobenzyl esterase. The record is from RefSeq and is a predicted model, not a curated record. Lineage: Eukaryota; Metazoa; Arthropoda; Insecta; Lepidoptera; Sphingidae. The transcript is spliced from 3 exons. Bases 88 to 1722 code for a protein of 544 amino acids.
GAUUAAAAUUGAAACAUAUAGGAACAGUACACGCAGUUCGUGUCACAAAUCACUUGUAAUUCUCGUCGGGAGGUAACCGCGCUUAUAAUGACACAAGUUAAAGUAACUGAGGGGGUGCUGGAGGGGGAGUUAGUGGAGAAUCUAUACGGAGGAAGUUACUACAGCUUUAAAGGAAUACCGUUCGCCGAACCGCCCGUUGGAAGACUUAGGUUUAAGGCUCCCCAACCACCAAAAGCAUGGGAAGGAGUGCGAUCUGCAAAAGAAUUCGGACCAUUCUCCUAUCAGGUCGAUUGGUGGUCGCCAACGCCCAUAGGCAGCGAGGACUGCUUGUACCUCAACGUCUACACGCCAGACAUAAAGCCCAAAAAACUCCUGCCAGUCAUGUUCUGGGUCCACGGAGGAGGCUUCGUAAGCGGCAGUAGUAAUGAAUACGGCCCACAACUGUUGGUCAAGAAAGAUGUUAUAGUAGUGACAACCAAUUACAGGCUGGAGAUCUUGGGAUUCCUUUGUUUAGAUACUGAAGACAUACCUGGCAAUGCUGGCAUGAAAGAUCAAGUGGCAGCCCUGCGAUGGGUUAAUAAAAAUAUUAAGAAUUUCGGUGGUGACCCUGAUAAUAUUACAAUCUUUGGUGAAAGCGCAGGCGGUGCAAGUAUCGGGUGGCUUAUAGUGUCACCAAUGACUAAAGGCCUCUAUAAAAAAGCUAUAACUCAAAGUGGAACUUCUACAUGCUCUUGGUCUCAGUCUUUCGAGCCACGAGAACGUGCUUUAGCAUUAGCGCGUAAAUUGGGUUGUUAUUCUGAAGAUGAUAAAGAACUCCAUGAAUUUUUUAUAUCCCUACCUUUCGAGUCCCUCGUUUCUACACAAACUCGUUUAACAAUGGCUGAAGAAACAAAAAAUGUUUUCGAACCAGUGUUCAUCGUUGUCGAUGAGAAGAAAUUUGGUGAUAAUGAAAGAUUCUUUUACGGUGAUGUUUUUAGUUCUGUAGCUAAUGGUCUUCAUGAGGGAGUUACUCUUAUGACAGGAUAUACAGAGGACGAAGGGAUACUGAACAUGGCACUCGGCAUACCCGUACAGGAUAAAAUUGAUCUAAUCAACCGAUUCCAUGACUACCUUGUCCCAAAACCAAUAGCAAUUAACAACCUCAUCAGUGAUCAGAUACAGGCAGGAAAAAUGAUCAAGGAAUAUUAUUUUAAAGGAAAAGUAAAUAUUGAAGACUGGGAACAAUUGGUAAAAUAUUAUUCUUUAGAAGUAUUUGUAUAUUCCACUAUUCAGUUUGCAAAAUUAUGUGCAAAUGCGAAGAAAAAUAAGGUCUAUUUAUAUAAAUUCACUUGCAAAUCUGAGAGGAAUGUUUUUGGACCUGUGAUGGGUAUGGGUGAACUGAUCAAGGAUAAACAAGUGGUGUGUCACGCAGAUGACCUUUACUAUUUAUUCGAUCUUGGCCCUUUGGAAAAUGUAAAACCAGAAGUAGGCUCAAAAUCAUACGAAAUGAUUGAAAAUGUGACGAAGAUUUGGACAGACUUCGCUAAAUAUGGGAACCCGACUCCUGAUGACAGCUUCGGAGUAGAAUGGAAACCUUACACGUUGGAGAACCAGGAUUAUCUAGAGAUCGGAAACGAGAUAGUAGCUGGCGUAGAACCCGACAAAGAAGAAGUAGAAUUCUGGGAAAAACUUUACAAGAAAUAUGCCCCCGCACUUGUUUAUUCCACAUAUAUUUCAAAAUGAAUACUGAAAUAUUGAAAAUAAAUUACAAUUAUUAAAAAAAUUAUAACGACAAUAUUGAAAUUAGUCAACCAUUUUAUCUUUAGCGAAAAGUAACAAGAAGCAGAUCAAAAUUAGGAAAAGUAGUAAACUUCCUUUAGUAAAGGUCGAAGUAGAGUAUGCGCUCAUGAUGUUCUCCUACAUUAAUUUGAAUUAUAUAAAGAAUAUUUUUUAUCUAGUUAAUAAUAAUUCCUUAUAACAAAGAUGUUAUCUUUGUUAUCCAUAAAGAUACAUGCUGGUAGGAGUAUUUUAUAUGCGCCCGAAUAGCCACCACCGUACACAAUAUGUUAAGACAUAUCUGUGUGCCGUACCGGGGUCAACCUAUGCGACUCCAAUAGGCCGGCACAAUUGUAUCGACUGCCUAGGAGUAAUUAACUCUCAUCAGUCGACAUUCUAUUGGACCCCACUCCACUUACCAUCAGGUGCUGUGGGGACACUUUGCCUUGCAUUUAUAAAAAAAGAGAAACACAACCAAGAUUUUUCGCAGCUUACAAAAUAAAGAUGUCAACAUCCCCAUUAAAGGCA